This is a messenger RNA of Pezoporus flaviventris, 3027 nucleotides long. RefSeq names its product ATP-dependent RNA helicase DDX19B. NCBI's taxonomy places the organism in Eukaryota, Metazoa, Chordata, Aves, Psittaciformes, Psittacidae. The record is from RefSeq and is a predicted model, not a curated record. Gene Ontology annotation, molecular function: ATP binding; RNA helicase activity; RNA binding. The transcript is spliced from 12 exons. Gene Ontology annotation, cellular component: cytoplasmic stress granule; nucleus. The coding region runs from base 80 to 1519 and encodes 479 amino acids. Gene Ontology annotation, biological process: poly(A)+ mRNA export from nucleus.
GGGGCGGCGCAGGCGCUCUCCCCUUCCCGGCGCCAUUGCGGCUGCUCAGGGCGAGCCCGGUGCCAGGCGCGGCCCGGACAUGGCCACCGACUCCUGGGCCCUGGCCGUGGACGAGCAGGAGGCGGCGGCCGAGUCGUUGAGCAGUUUACACCUGAAGGAGGAAAAAUCCAAACCAGAUGCCAAUGGUGCUGUUGUCAAGGCGGAUGACAACAUUGAGAAGACAGAGGAUGAGGAGAAGGAGGACAGAGCUGCCCAGUCCUUGCUGAACAAGCUGAUCCGCAGUAACCUGGUUGACACCACAAACCAGGUGGAGGUGCUGCAGAGGGACCCCACAUCCCCUCUCUACUCCGUGAAGUCUUUUGAGGAGCUGCGACUGAAACCACAGCUCCUGCAAGGAGUCUAUGCCAUGGGCUUCAACAGACCAUCUAAGAUACAGGAGAAUGCGCUGCCCAUGAUGCUUGCUGAGCCCCCACAGAACCUGAUUGCACAGUCUCAGUCCGGCACUGGCAAGACGGCUGCCUUUGUCCUGGCCAUGCUCAGUCGUGUGGAGCCUGGGAACAAGUAUCCACAGUGUUUGUGCCUUUCCCCAACGUACGAGCUGGCACUGCAGACAGGAAAAGUGAUUGAGCAGAUGGGGAAGUUUUAUCCAGAGCUGAAACUUGCCUAUGCUGUCCGAGGCAAUAAGUUGGAGAGAGGUCAGAAGAUCUCAGAGCAGAUUGUGAUCGGCACUCCCGGCACUGUGCUGGACUGGUGUUCCAAGCUCAAAUUCAUAGAUCCCAAGAAAAUCAAAGUGUUUGUGUUGGAUGAGGCUGAUGUGAUGAUAGCAACACAGGGCCAUCAGGACCAGAGCAUCCGCAUUCAGAGAAUGCUCCCCAGGGACUGCCAGAUGCUGCUGUUCUCAGCCACCUUUGAGGAUUCCGUGUGGAAGUUUGCUCAGAAAGUUGUUCCUGACCCAAACAUCAUCAAACUGAAGCGAGAGGAGGAGACUCUGGACACUAUUAAGCAGUACUAUGUUCUGUGCAGUAACAGAGAUGAGAAGUUCCAGGCUCUCUGUAACAUCUAUGGCGCAAUCACCAUUGCCCAGGCCAUGAUCUUCUGCCAUACUCGGAAGACAGCCGGGUGGCUGGCAGCAGAGCUCUCCAAGGAAGGCCAUCAGGUGGCACUGCUCAGCGGGGAGAUGAUGGUGGAGCAGAGAGCCGCGGUUAUAGAGCGCUUCCGAGAGGGCAAAGAGAAGGUGCUGGUGACCACAAACGUCUGUGCCAGAGGGAUCGAUGUGGAGCAGGUCUCUGUUGUUAUCAAUUUUGACCUUCCUGUGGAUAAAGAUGGAAAUCCAGACAAUGAGACGUAUCUGCACCGGAUCGGACGUACGGGUCGCUUUGGGAAGCGAGGACUGGCUAUUAACAUGGUAGACAGCAAGCACAGCAUGAACAUUCUCAACAGAAUCCAGGAGCAUUUCAACAAAAAGAUCAGCAAAUUGGAUACUGAUGACUUGGAUGAGAUUGAGAAGAUCACUAACUGAAGCACAGCUGCUGGAGCCGGUGCGUUCCCUGCUGUGGAAGCUCUCCCACUCCAAUUGGAUCAGCGUUUGGAUUGGCACACCUCAGCUAGUCCCAAAAAGGACUCUCUAAGAUCUGAGUAUACAAAAAUUACCUCAUUUUAAAUUGCAGUUGGACUUCAAAUUGUGCAACUUGUAGGGAGGAAGAGGAAAUGUUUACAGAAGCUUUUAACAUUUCUUAGUUUAGCCUUAAAACGGGAAGAUCUUUAGAAUUCUAAGAAAUACACUUGCCAAAACCUGGGCAAUAGCAAAUUAUCUAAAGCAAAUUGAAGAUGAAUAGAAAAACUUUAUUGCCUCGAAUGGGAAUUCAUGUUCAGCGUUAACCUGAUCAGUUAAAAUCCAACAGCUGAAUAGAUAAUGGACAGAAGGAAAGAAAUGAGAACCCACAAAUAACCCCAAACAAGGCAGCUGUCUUUGGGUGAAAUACUCAACUUGUACAAAAUAGGAUGUCAUUCUCUUUGGCGCUCCCCUGAGCUCUUUAAGCCUCAUUUCUAGCUUCCUGAUGGAUUUGCCCUGCUUUUCCUUACGUAAAUUGUCCUAAGGAUGUCUCCAGUAGCUCAUUCUUGCAAACACAGGUGCCGUGUUGUUUCUGCUGGGCAGCAUUUUCAUUGAGUUUAUCCUUGAGUUGUUUGAGUGGCCACUGUCCGGUGGGGAUGGAGCUCAAGUGUCUCCUUGAGAGGUUUACCUGAAGCCUUUGACCUCGCCAAGGAGUAGGUGGAUGGGGAGGGAUAGUGUGAAAGGAACUGUACUGAUGAAUGUGAUCACGAGAUUCACCUCCAUGCGAUGCUAAUAAUAGUUGGACUGGGGAUCAGUCACCUUCAGGCAGGUUCUGAGAUGCUGCUGUGGAGCCCAGCAUGAAUAAUGGACAGAACUGCUGGGCUGCACCCACAGGGGUAGCAAUCAAUCAAUCAAUCAAUCAUGCUAGCUUGGAUUGACCAAACCCAACCCUUUUAGACCACCACAUUUCCCUUGUUCCAGUCCCAGAGUUUAGAGUUCAGUGGCUCAGCCAAACCCCAGCUGGGAAGUGCUCUGCUUCCACUGUGCUCCUAGUGCAGUCCCUUAUCCCGGGCGUCCCUGCUGGAGAAGGAAUGACAUCCAACUUCCAUGCUCGGGCUCUUGGCUCGGUUGGGACCAUUCUUGCGUGGUUUCCAGGGAGAAGGAGGCUCCUGAACUAGAACUUAGGGUGCACAGCUCUUCUUUUGGGGGGAAAAUGGGAUGUGCUUGGUGCAGGAAUCACUUCCAGAACCAAUGUAUAAAUUGUAAAUUUACCUAGGACUUUUGUUUCUUUGCAAUUUUGGCCAUCCUAUUCUGUUCAAAGACAGGAACAUGGAUCCUUUUACCAAGUAAAAAAAAAAGGCUCAUUUAAAAAUGUACCUAAAAUUUUAGGAACUCGUGCACCCUUUUAUCGAUUUGUAUAAAGGCUUUAGUGAAAAAAAAAAAAGAAAAAAAAAAACAACUUAAAAUUAAACUUU